AGACAGCAUUCGUGCUUCCGCCCAAAGAGGGGGGAGACUCCCGUUAAUCCGCUUGCUGGCCAUCUGAAGCGAUGUGCUUCCGCUAAGGAGGCCUACGCCUGGGAGCCUGGGAGUGUACUAUUCUUAGCAGAGCAUGCUCUGCUGCCGCCGUUCCUCUAAUUUUGGACUCCAGAGUGCAUAGAAAACCAAGCGGACAUAUCAGCUGCCGAGUUUCGGCCGAACGUUCUUUCUGUUGUAAAUCGAGCACAGCAUCAAUCUGGACAUGCCGACCACCACGGUUAGGACCACGGUGGUAACCCAGGGUCCCAGCACGUCGUUCAUUUCGGUACAGCGAGGAUUCAUCUCGACAAUCAGUGGCCUGCUGACUGCUCUCGAAAUGGUCCUUGGCAUCAUCGUAUUUGCUUUAACGAUGACUUGGCUAUCAACCGGCUCAGUUCUUUUCCUCUCGCUCACUUCAUUCACCUUCUGGAUCAUAUCAUUUUUCAUACUGCUGGCGUCUGCACUGUCUGCGACUGGAACCGUGUUGCCAACUACUCUUUUUUACAUGGUCUUUCACAUCGCUGGAUUUUUCUUAUACCUGAGCGGUGGCAUAUCCUGCAUUGCCCAAGGACAUCGUGGAGUCAUCAUUGCUGCCGGGGUUCUAGCGCUGGUAACGUGCAUCUUUCACGUGAUUCACGCUGGAUUCGCCUACAAGAAGAAGAUAUGAGCCAAGGGAUUUACCACCUGACGUUGCAACAGCGCGCUCCGGCUAUCUCACAUGACGUCACCCAUCUGAAACCAGGGAUGGUCAUCUUCAAACCAGAAAAUUAGAAAAAAAAGCAUGACGUUUUGAUUCUUUUUAAAGGGCCAAAUGCUUUUUUUUUUCUUUUUUUUUUGCAUGUGCAAGCCCUGCUUUGUGUUCACGUUACCUUUAUACAGCUCGCAGAUAUCUUAAGAGCGUCUCGGUCCGCAAACUGCCAGUUGUAGCAGCUGCUGAGGAUUCAUACUUGACUAUCAUAUUCAUGAAAUAAGAGAGAUUUUCAAAACCUCUGCAUGUUUUCACAACAACAUACAUGGCCGAGCUACCCAAGAGAUUUUCGAAAAAACGGAGGCUGUAAAAUCAGUUCUGAUUCACAGAAGCCUUCAGAUAUAGCUCACAGCGUGGGGACCCGUACGGCCAGAGGUCGACACAGCCCAAACUUCAAAUCAAAUCAAAUCAGUUUAUUUUUCACCUUGUACAAAGAAGAUGAAGGAGCUGUGGAAAAAAGCUACAGCAUUGCAGCUUGACGAGUCUACAGACCCUUAAUAUUGGCAGCUAUGCAGCAUCGUGCUUAAGUAUCGACGAUUUUCUUUUCCCCUUGUCGCACGAGGUUGGUAUCAAAACUGCCAGCAUUAUAGAUUGAGCUCAUGUGUGGCACGAACUUGGGCACUGGCGUUUGGUGUUGAACGCUGGCCUGUACGAACAAAUUGCAAUGGAGUGCCAAUGUCGUGUUCCUUUUCCAACCGCGUCGCGCAGUGCACAUGUCAUCAUGUCGAGAAGCGAUAUUGUUUCCUUUGCAAAGUGAACGCCCAGUGCUACAAGUCAAAAUCUACAAAACAAAUCGCGCCGACAAUCAAAUGUAUAUAGGGCUAGCGGGAACCUGUCUGCCGGCCGGCUGUCCGCCAGCUAGUUCUCAGUGUCAAUGUUAAGUUCUCACCACAGCUGACCGUCUUAAUCG
Molecule: messenger RNA, 1697 nt
Organism: Ixodes scapularis (black-legged tick)
Lineage: Eukaryota; Metazoa; Arthropoda; Arachnida; Ixodida; Ixodidae
Exons: 4
Coding region: 263-706 (147 amino acids)
Cellular component (GO): membrane
Source: RefSeq, a predicted model, not a curated record